Molecule: messenger RNA, 2491 nt
Organism: Rhopilema esculentum
Lineage: Eukaryota; Metazoa; Cnidaria; Scyphozoa; Rhizostomeae; Rhizostomatidae
Source: RefSeq, a predicted model, not a curated record
CGUUCCUAAGAAACUUUGAACAACAUCCCACUCAAGAUGACGACUUGAUCGUGAGCCUUAAAAUCGAGAAAAAUAAUUAGAAUGGGGAACUCUGCCUCGCAUGCCAACAAUUCCAAUCAAGAAGUUUUGAUAGAUUGCCCUGUGCUAGUUGACCUUGGUCAUGGUACAAUAAGGCAUCGCAAGCCAGAUGAAAAGAGUACAGCAAACAGUAAAGUCAAAACUGGCUACUUCUAUCAUGCAAGACUUGAAGAUUUCAGUGAAAAUGCUGAAAUCCCAGAAGAUGAAGACUAUAAGCUCAAAUAUGUAUUCAAGGGACCUAAAAAGGCUCAUAACAGAUUGUACUAUGUUUAUGGAAAGAAAUUAGAUUCUCAGGAUAAUGGGAUACAGAGGAGUGAAUAUCGACCAGCUGGUAAAGGGUUCAAUUGGCCUGAAUCAUACAGAAAAGCAAAUAAUCUGUAUUAUGAAAUCACAUUUCCACAACAAGAUGACGAUUUUGCAGACUUUGAUGAUGAUACUUUGAGUAUUUCAACAUCAGUUAGCAGUGCUACCCCUCCAUCAAAGAAAGACAACAUAACGCUCAAAGUUACAUUCAGUGAUAGCUGUAGCUCAGUAAAAGAGCGUCUAUCAUUAAAGCUGCUGUUGCCUUCAUUUCGUAUCCACCUGUUGUUAAAUAAAAAUGAGUUGGGUGAUGAUGAACAAAUUGGAGAUUUAAGAACUGAGGAGCAAGGUAGUUUUGAAAGAUUUCUAAUACAACUGAAACUGACAUAAACAAAUAGGCACACUGUAAAUUACAAACAGCAUUUUCAGGGAGUCUCUUCCAAUGUCUACUUUUUUUGUAAAUAUUAAAUAAUUUUUUAACUUAGUAUUAGGGCUCUUAAGAUGAUGAGCACAACCUUUAUCUCAUUUGAUUGUACAUAAGUCAUGUUCUUACUGUAACAUGUACAUACAGACUUAAGUGUAAAUUUCCUUGAUUAAAUUCAAGAAAUUUUUUCUGCUUGCAACUUCUCAACUGAAGAUUUGUUUUACUAAUUUUAUAGAGAAAUAAUUAAUUUUCAUCUGAUAUUGUGUCUUAUUUAUAGCUAUUUAUAGAGUGCCAAUGUAGCUACCUUUAAUACUUGUAGCACUUUGCCUAGCAGUCACGCAAGAAAAUAAAUUGUAAUUUCAUAAACAUUAAAAAUACAAGAUUUGGACGAAAAAUAAAAUAAAUUUACAAAAACUGUCUCAUUUGCAUACCAGCAAUUUAGUUUAACUACUAAACAGAUGAAAUUGCUAGUGCUAAAAUUUGAGAUAAUCAAGAAAAUAUGAUAUAUAUCUAUAUAUAUUAUUUACUUGUGUAAAACUCAUACAAAACAAAAUUAAAUUGUAAGAACAAAUAACUCUGAAUGAUUAGGUAAAUUCCAACACUACACCUGCCAAUAUCACACAGCACAUUUGUAGAUCACGAGGUGAAAAGCACUGAGAAGUCAGUGAAAGUGCAAGCUAAUUGAGGCAUAUUUUGUAGCCGCCAGCCCUAAAUGAUGGUUUCUGAUGUCUCUCCCCUUGCAAAUAACCACAUUCCCAACCAAUAAUCUGCCCAUAACAGGCUCUUUCAUGCUUUUAGCAUUAUGAUCACUAAAAAACUAGUUAUUUAUAUUUACAAGCGAUAAUGGUCUACUCUAAAUUUUGAGUUUGAUAUUUGAGAUAAACCUACAAAACAGUUUUUACAAAACUGAUUAUCAUCACAUUAAGCAGCUCAGAAAAAAACAUUGUUUCAAUCUUGCAUGUAUGUGUAAUCUACAACUACACACCAUUUUAAAGCUUAAAGUUUCAAAUAAUGCUGUGGCGUUUUCAGUAUUUUAUACUGGCACAACAAAUUUCAAGGAAUAAAUGUUUGGGAGAAUCUUAAAGAUUCCAUCUUGUACCUCUGCUAGAAAACAAUGAACAUAAAAGUUAAAUGAACAUAAGGUACUCGCAUAUUGCUAGCAGCAAUUUUGUAAUUUUCAGAAUGUUGAUUCUGUAAAAUAUUUGUUUUAUUAUUAUUAGGUAAACAGUUUAUAAGCUUCAAGAAAAUUUUUUAAAAUGGGAAAUUUAUAAGAAGACAUGGAUUUCCUUUGUAUGGCAUGUUGUUAGUGCAGGUAAAGAGUCAUAUAGAGAAUAAUUCUAUCUAUUUCAUAACAAAUUGUGAUAAGUGACAUGCAAUGAGUUCAAGCAUUUGCCCAACUGGGUUUUUUAGAAUAUGCAAAUGUUGGGUUUCAGAUUUAUUCACCGCAGCUGAUCUGUAACAGAGUUGGGAAUUACAGUAUUUUUUGCAAACUGCAAUCCUCUAACAUGAUAUGGAAAAGUGUCAUAAGACAAUUAUCAAAUCAUUUUGACUAAAGGAGUGAGAAAAUCAGGACUCUUUUCAACUUAAAACCUGGAGAAUCCAUUACCUUUAGCCACUCAAAUCUCAAUAAGAAAUUUUAGAAAUUUAUUUUUUGUGUAAGUUUGAAUAACAGAUGAACUUACAGAGUCA